GGUUUGACCGGUAGUUCUUUGCUUGAGUUUCACGCGUUUACGCUUUACGCAAUGCUGGAUAGUCUUCUUGCCACGGCGCAACAUGUCAUUGCUUGUUUCUACUUAUUACUCGGGGCUUCAUGUCAUUGUAUGCCUUAGAAUCUUAACUCUACCUGCAGGCUUUAGCUUCCAGUCGUUCUAAUGUCUUACUCCAAAAGGCUUCGAACAGCCCAUUCAUAUAUUCCUUCUUCUUAUUCUGAAUCUGAACCCAAGGAGCACGAUGUAUUCCUCAGUUUUAGAGGUGAAGACACCCGCAAUACUUUUACCGACCAUCUAUAUCAGGCUUUGGUUGAUAAAGGGAUUAGCACCUUUAUGGAUGAUGAAAAAAUUGGGAUUGGAAAACCCAUUUCCCCGGAACUCUUGCUUGCAAUUGAGAAAUCGAGCGUGGCAGUCAUCGUGUUGUCAAGAAAUUAUGCAUCUUCCACAUGGUGCUUACAAGAACUUGCAAAAAUUAUUGAAUGCAUGAAAGAGAGGGAGAUGAGAGUUUUGCCCAUUUUCUACCAUGUGGAUCCUAGUGAUGUGCGAAAUCAGAAGGGCACUUUUGCAGAUGCCUUUGCCGAACAUGAGAUACGUUUUGAGAAGAACUUAGAGAAGGUGCGAACAUGGAGAAAUGCAUUGAGAGAAGUGGCUAAUCUCUCCGGACGCCACUUACAGAAUGGGCGUGAGUCGGUGUUUAUCAAAACCAUUGUUGAUAGUAUAUCUCGUGAAUUGAGUGAUACACUCUCGAUUGUUGACGAGGAUAGCCUUAUUGGAAUAAAAUAUCCAGUUAGGGAAUUAUUGAAUUCGCAUCUAAAAACAUCGCGAGAAGAUGAAGUGCGCUUUAUAGGAUUAUGCGGGAUGAGUGGGAUAGGCAAGACAACUGUUGCACGAGUUGUAUUUCAAAGAAUCCGUUUGAAAUUUCAAGCUUGCAGCUUUCUCGAUAAUGUUAGUGCAGAACGUAAUGUGGAUGCUUUGCUAGAAAAACUCCUUUCUGACAUGAAGUUGAGGAGUGAAAAAGAAAAGUGGGAUGGAAGGGCGGUGAUAAAGAAUAGACUGCUUUCCAAGAAGGUUCUUAUUGUUCUUGAUGAUGUUGACAAAAUAGAACAAUUAGAAACAUUAGUAGGGAACUGCAAUUGGUUCGGCAAGGGGAGUAGAAUUAUAAUAACCACAAAAGAUAAGCAUUUGUUGAUAAGACAUGGAGUUCCAGAUGAAAAUAUAUACAUGGUUAAAGGAUUGAAUGAAUACGGUCAUGAUCUUGAUUUGAAGCUCUUUUGUCGAAAAGCCUUCCGCAAACCCAAUUGUGAAAUAGAUUUUUUGGAUUUAUGCAAGGAUUUUGUACAUUAUGCUAGUGGCCAUCCACUAGCACUUAAAGUCUUGGGAUCCUCUUUAUUUGGAAAAGGACGAGAGGUAUGGCAAAGUGAUCUUGCUAAAUUAAAGGCAAUUCCUAACGAGGAUAUUCAGAAAAAACUUCAGAUUGGGUUUGAUGCACUCGGGCGCACAGAGAAAAAAUUAUUUUUGGAUAUUGCGUGUUUCUUUAAUGGUGAUUACAAGGAUCGAGUAAUAGAUCUACUACAAGGUUUAUAUUGCUACCCUACCUCUGAUAUUGAAACUCUUGUUGACAAAUCUCUCCUUACUAGUUCUGGAAAAAGAUUGUGGAUGCAUAAUUUACUACAACAAAUGAGUUGGGAAAUUGUUCGUUGUGAACACCAACAUAAUCCUGGAAAAUGGAGUAGAUUGUGGCUUUCUGAUGAUAUCCUUCAAGUGCUAAAACAAAAUACGGGAACAGAUAACGUUGAGGGCAUAAUGAUGAAUACGCCACCCCAUGAAGAACAGUUGAAUGCUAACGCCUUCUCCAAUAUGAAAAGGCUAGGAUUGCUUAAAAUCUGUAACGUGCACCUUUCUGCGGGCCUUGGAUAUCUUUCGAAUGAGUUACGUUUGAUGGAAUGGCAUGAGUAUCCUUUGACUUCCAUGCCAAAUAAUUUCCAGCCACACAACCUUGUCGAACUGAUUAUGCCUCGUUGUCGCUUUGAGCAACUGCCCAAGGGAUUUCGUAACUUGAACAAAUUGAAAGUCCUCGACCUCAGUGACUCCCAAAACUUAAUCAAGACACCUGAUUUCACUGGUUUCUCAAAUCUGCAAAGGCUCAUUCUCCAAGGUUGUACUAGAUUGUACGAAGUGCAUCCAUCUAUGGGAGUUCUCAAUCGACUUGUUCUAUUAAAUCUCAAAGAUUGCCAGAGUCUUGCUAGCCUUCCAUACGAGAUCAACUUGGAAUCUUUAAAAACUGUUAUCCUAUCUGGCUGUUCAAACCUCAUUAAGUUUCCAGAGGUCGGGGAAAAUAUGAAACGUUUGUCAGAACUUUACUUGGACAAGACGGCGAUAGAAGAGGUACCAUUAUCAAUUCAGAAUCUAACUGGUCUGACUUUACUAAAUCUUUCCGGUUGUAAGCAGGAUCAUCCAUCCGAAUUAUGGCAUUCGAUGUUCUGCCUCUCAGCACUAACCUCUUUAGUAGCUCUUGACUUGAGUGAUUGCAAUCUGUCAGACGGAGCAAUCCCUGGUGAUCUUAGUGGCUUAUCUUCACUGGAAUCUCUAAAUUUGAGCAGAAACAAUUUUACACGCUUGCCUGAUAGCAUAUCUCAGCUUUCCAAGCUAAAAUUCCUCUACUUGGAUAAUUGUAGCAAGCUGAAAUUACUGCCCAAUUUUCCCUCGGGUACACAAUUAGUAAUGGCAAGGGAAUGUUCUUCACUCGAAAAUUGUUCAAAUCAAGUUACAGUGUGGACUUCAUACGAAACUGGAUUCACAAUUAUUAACUGCCUCAGCUAUGUCGAUGAUGAAAAAUCCAAAGUUUCUUUGCAAGAUCUGCACUUCCAGCCACUGUGGAGGCAAUACAGAGAGGAGCCAAUUCAACAUGGCAAAGGAUUUCUUAGCACUCUACCUGAUACUCAAAUUCCAAAGUGGUUCCACCAUCAGAACUACGGGUCAUCUGUAUCAAUCCCAUUACCACCUGAUCUUUCUAAGAAUAGUAGUUGGAGAGGAAUUGCAUUGUACACUGUUUCUGAAGUCGAGAAAAAUUUGGGCGAUGUUUCUCCUGGUCAGAAAUCACAUAAUAUUCACGAGUUGACAUAUCACUUUGACAUGCAGGAUGGAGCUGAUCUUGAAGAUUGUACCAUAUUCUUUCAUCCCCCUAAAGACCAAAGUGGUGUUGAUUUAUAUAGACUCUGUCUAUAUAUCUCGCAUGCGAGGUUUAGGGAUCAUUUAGACAGACGUAGCUGCAUUAGCCCUUCAAUUUUAACCAAUAGCCCAAGUGUUCGGUUUAAAGCAUGUGGCGCUCGAAUUCUCUAUGAACACGAUAUGGUAGAGUUUAUACAUAUUUUAAGCCAAAAAGGUCGCGGUAUCCAUAACUUGCCGAGUUCUCGAAGAAUUGAGGAUUUCAAGAGACGUUUCCUUGGAGAUGCGACUGAGAAACUGCAGGACUUUGAUGGAAGUUCCGUAUACAAUUUGUGUUUUUCUGGAUCAAUUCAAAACUUGUUCCCCUCUAUAAGCAGAGAUCCCUCAGUGACAUUUGAUUCACCCAGUAACUGGUACAAGGAUGGGACUUGGAUGGGACUUGCUCUAUACGCUUCUUUUGAUGUCCUUGAGCAUUCAUCAACUAAGAUAGAUGGCGAUCCGAAUACACAAGUUCCUAAUAAGUACCACCUUACUUUGUCUUUGAACACCGAUAUGGGUAGUCUGGAACGUUUCCAGACCUAUUGCCUCACUGAAGAAGAUCUCGCGUUGUUACAACAUCCCCGCAUGUUGUUCGGGCGCCGAAGUAAAUUGGGAUGGUUGUGUUAUAUGCCGCGUGGGUUGUUUCCAGAUUGGUUGAGUGGGUGCUCUUUCAUUGAGGCUUCAAUUGGAACCAACUACCCCGGCUUAACGAUGUACCAGUGUGGGUUCCGUCUUGUGUUCCAACAUGACGUUUUGUUUCAGGAAAUACUACAAAUUCUAGAUGCAUGCCCUGACGAACGCCGGCGGUUUAUUAAUCCUAAGGUUGUAGAGUUAUUGUAACAUU
This is a messenger RNA of Juglans microcarpa x Juglans regia, 4066 nucleotides long. Its product is annotated as TMV resistance protein N-like. Bases 181 to 4062 code for a protein of 1293 amino acids. The record is from RefSeq and is a predicted model, not a curated record. The transcript is spliced from 6 exons. Gene Ontology annotation, molecular function: ADP binding; ATP hydrolysis activity; protein binding. Lineage: Eukaryota; Viridiplantae; Streptophyta; Magnoliopsida; Fagales; Juglandaceae. Gene Ontology annotation, biological process: signal transduction; defense response.